This is a messenger RNA of Filobasidium floriforme, 1076 nucleotides long. Its product is annotated as phosphatase inhibitor-domain-containing protein. The transcript is spliced from 2 exons. Gene Ontology annotation, cellular component: nucleus. Bases 83 to 919 code for a protein of 278 amino acids. The record is from RefSeq and is a predicted model, not a curated record. Lineage: Eukaryota; Fungi; Basidiomycota; Tremellomycetes; Filobasidiales; Filobasidiaceae. Gene Ontology annotation, molecular function: protein phosphatase 1 binding; protein serine/threonine phosphatase inhibitor activity.
GCCCAAACAUCAUGUAACUGUGCUUGGUAGAGCAUACGAUCCUCUUGCUCCAUCCUCAGAACGACGACGAUCAAAGUCCACGAUGGUACCCCACCUACCAACCUACACCCGCACCAACGCAUCUACUCCGACCCCCUCCGGAUCACAUACGGCCACCUCGACAACCCCUCCUCCGGAUGCUCAGCAAGCAGGCCACCAAGUCAAGGUCUUGAGACUGAGAGGUGGGCCGGUCAGUAGGAGAAGGGUCGUCUGGGAUGAAGAUGUUGUUGACAAUGAACAUAUGGGGAAGAAGAGCAGUAAGAUCUGCUGUAUCUAUCAUAAACCGAGGAAAUUCGACGAAUCGUCCUCGGAAUCAUCCGGCUCGAGUUCCAGCUCAGGCUCCGACGAUGAAGGAGGCCGACCUGUGGGACGAGGGAAUGGCGACCUGCCGAGCCCACGGAGGAGGAAGAAGGAGGAGAGUGGAAGCGAGACUGAUAGCGAGAGUGAGGAGGAUGGACCGAGGAGGACUUUGGGUGGGAAGGGAAAGGGGAAAGAGAAGGGGAAAGGACGGGCGCAUGUGCAUGGCAACGGGUGUGACCACGAACACGACCACGGUCAUAAAUCCUCCGCCCAGGCCUCCUCUUCUGCUACUCCCACUCUCGUACAAGCACAACCGGCCGAUGGUAUCAACGAAGAGGAGGACGAUACCGACCCAACCGAGGUGGACGUCGCCUGGACCCGAAAGAUCAGGGAAAAACAGACAUCGCACGUCCGAAGGGUCAUGCAAGGGGAAGACACCGAUAACGACUCCACCUCUUCCGCUUCUUCCACUUCUGGGCGAGAUGCGGGCAGAGGGGAGAAGGUGGAGAGGAAGAAGAGGCGAAAGCCGAAGCCUUUGGUGAAGGCUAAACCUAAUCGGUACGAGGUCGGGGUGGAAUGAAGGGGUAUGAUCGGAUCGAGUGAUAAAUGCUCGACAAGAGCAGGAUGGAGGUGAAGGAGAGGUAGGGUAGAGAUAGACGUCUUUUGUAGCAUCCCUGGUGUUUGUAUCGAGUAUGACCGGAAUUGUCCUCGAGCUGCAUAUCCUUCAGAAGGCAAGA